This is a messenger RNA of Ooceraea biroi (clonal raider ant), 3301 nucleotides long. RefSeq names its product phosphatidylinositol-3-phosphatase SAC1 (gene Sac1). The record is from RefSeq and is a predicted model, not a curated record. Gene Ontology annotation, molecular function: phosphatidylinositol-4-phosphate phosphatase activity. NCBI's taxonomy places the organism in Eukaryota, Metazoa, Arthropoda, Insecta, Hymenoptera, Formicidae. Gene Ontology annotation, biological process: phosphatidylinositol dephosphorylation. Gene Ontology annotation, cellular component: endoplasmic reticulum.
UAUAAUAGCUUCGCGAGCGAGUUCGCCGUGGUUGGCCGACGGACACUGACGUAGCGUUAAUGAGGUUACUCCUCGGUUCCGACUGAUUUUGACAGUCUUGGAUCAUGUCAAGCUGCAGUUGAUAGAAAACCGACGAUUCGCAACGUGGUCGGAUUUCUGUCAAUAAUUCCCGCGCGCGCGGAAUAGAUAUUUAUCUGUAUAUACAUGUACAUAUAUGGGCCGUGUUCCGCCCGAAAAUCGUAGUUUCUUUUUCUCGCCGUUAUUUUAUUAUUUCUCCGCUCGCCGUUCAACGUCUGCCCGUUUAACGUUCCCCGACCUGACGCUCGUUACUUGACGAUACGAUGGCAAGUACAGACGUCUAUGACAGCUUGUACCUGUACGCCACGCCGGAGAAGUUUUUCGUGGAGCCAGUCGGAAGCAAGAUCCUUCUGGUGGUCGAUAGGCUGAGUCAGCAAAUCUACACGCAAGUUGGCACGGCCAGUCAAAUCCCGACAACUGCCAGCCGCAGGAAGAUAUGGGGACUGGUGGGCACUAUACGUCUUCUGGCAUGUCGUUACCUCAUUGUCAUUACGGACGCUCAGAUGUGUGGGACUAUAGCUGGGCAUAACAUCUACAAGAUAGCCUCGACGGACGUGAUACCCUACACGAGGUCCUCCCUGCAUCUGUCCGAGAAACAAGUGCAGAGCAACGCUACGUACCUGGAGAUGGUCAGGUCCGUCUUGAACACGCCGUAUUUUUACUUUAGCUACACCUACGACCUCAGCCACACCAUGCAGAGGUUGCAUAACACCACUCCCGAAUUCUUGCAAAUGCCGCUUCACGACAGGGCAGACCUCAGGUUCGUGUGGAACGCUUACCUCCUGCAGGACCUGAGCGCAAGGCCGGAGCAAUACAAAUUCUGUUUGCCCAUUAUUCAUGGUUUCAUGUCGUUGAACACGGUGGUGGUGAACGGCGUCGCGUUCAACUGGGGCAUCGUCUCCAGGCGCGGCGUGCACCGCGCCGGCACGAGGCUGUUCUCGCGCGGCAUCGACACCACCGGGAACGUCUCGAAUUACGUGGAGACGGAGCAGCUGAUCGAGGUGAACGGCGAUCGCAGCUCGUUCGUGCAGACGCGCGGAUCCAUUCCUCUGUUUUGGUACCAAGCGCCAAACUUAAAGUACAAGCCGAAGCCGCAGCUAAGUCCGCACGAGGACCACCAAAGUGCCUGUGCUCGGCACUUUGACGUUCAGAUCUUUCACUAUGGCAGGCAAAUCCUGGUGAAUCUGAUCGACCAACAUGGACCAGAAGCACUGCUUGAAGAGGCAUAUCGCAAUUUAGCCCAGAGAAUCAACAAUCAAAACGUUCGAUACGAGGCUUUUGACUUUCAUUCGGAGUGCAGAAGGUUGAGAUGGGACAAACUGAACACUCUGAUGGACCGACUGGCCCACGAUCAGGAGCAGAUGGGGUAUUUUCUCUUGAUGAGGGACGGAGCACUGCUCUCGGUUCAGGACGGCGUUUUUCGCACCAACUGCAUCGAUUGCCUCGACCGGACGAACGUCGUGCAAGGCAUGCUGGCGAAGCGAGUUCUCAACGAGGUGCUCAGCAGACUAGAAAUACUCAGGAAAGUCGAGGACCAUCCCGCUUUCGAAAAUCUCUUCAAACAGGUCUGGGCCGAUAACGCGGAUGUGAUAAGCAUUCAGUAUUCCGGCACGGGGGCAUUGAAAACAGACUUCACGCGAACCGGCAAGCGCACGAAAUUGGGCGUGAUGAGGGACGGUCUGAAUUCGCUGACGAGGUAUUACAAGAACAACUUCGCUGAUGGCUACAGACAGGAUUCCCUGGAGCUUUUCCUGGGUCGCUACAUCGUGCAGGACGGCGAGUGCACUUCCAUUCAGUGCCCCUUGGAAACGGAGCGCAACUGGCGUUACGCAACAUUCCCACUCGUUCUCUUAGUCGCAUCUUCGAUGUUGGUAGCUCACGUGAUCUUGCCGUCGCGGUACACCACGGAGAUCUUGCUGUACAUGCUGUUCUGGGGCGCUAUGGUCGCCGGCACCUUCGCCACCAUCAUCCACCACGGCAAGCAAUACGUCGACAAGCCAAAAUUACUUUAGGACUAAUUAGGUGAUUGACAAUUUCACGGUAUUUCAAAUUAUAAUAUAUAUUAUAAGACAUGGAUUAUACCGAUGGAUACGGAUAAAAGCGGUUGUAGAUCAGUUACCUCAGUUUUGCACAAUUAUCAGUUGAUCGGGUGGUCGGUCGGUCGGUUUUUCUAUUACGGCACAGAAAAAGGGAUAGAUCUCGAUGCACCAAUUACACUUACCUCGAUGGCAAAUUAAUGCUCUCGUUAAUUAAUACUCUCAUUUCCGGCAGUAUCACUCGCGAUGAAACGCGGCGGUAUCGUAUCCGUCGAGUGCAUUUUUAUUUCUCGUACACGCGAAGUCUGUAAGUGCGGAAUGGUAGUAUCCCGAAUUAUCAUCACGUGUACUCUUGUACUUUCCGCAUAAUACAUAGCAAGGUACGCAGUUUCUCGAACGAUGUUCGUUCCUUAGGGUACACUUGGUACCUCGUCACGAGCUCUUGUAACAUGUUAUAAAGGAUCAGGCCUCCGGGGAUCUCCGACAGACACUUUGCCAAGUGUACGGGGUGGCCGCGAACAGAGCUGAACCGCAGAUCGUGCUCGCUAAACCGCACCGUCCAUAGAUAUUCCGGCAGCAUGAGACUUUUCUGGGUGAGGCUUGGAAGGUACUUUGGACCACGGAACUUUUCUUCUCGACUUGAUCACGAUCGGACGCCUUCAAUCGGGCAGCGCGUGAAACAGAUUCGCUUAUCUCGCAGAGCUUUUAAUGAAAGGAUCGUACGAUUAAACUAAACUCCGGUAAACGAACCGAAUGUCGUCGCCGGCGCCUCGUUUCCACGAGCGUUCGCAAAGUGCUUCAUAAAGUAGGAUUAAUGUUACGAAUCAAGAGAGCCAAAGUACUCGAGGACGUAUGAAUUUCCGUAGGCAUGGAAUUUUGAGCCAAAGUACAUACAUACAUACCGUUUUUAGGGUAUACAUAUAAUAUGUAUAUUGUAUUUUAUUGUACAUCUCCGCAACAAGAUUAUGAAUUAUAUAUCAUUGUAUUUAAAUGUAGACGUGGACAGUGUCACGAUCGAGAGAGUAUUUUUUAAUAUUUCAAAGGCCGUGCGUUGUGCCAUUUGGAAAACAAGAGUAAAGUAUAAACGGCGGGGAGCUUGGCCGCCGAGAAACGUUAACGAUUUAUUCUCCUUGCGAAUUUUUCGAUUGUAACGUGAUGUUAACUGCAAAUAAAUUAAUUAUACAAUG